Strongylocentrotus purpuratus (purple sea urchin) is the source of this 902-nucleotide messenger RNA. RefSeq names its product INO80 complex subunit C-like. Gene Ontology annotation, biological process: chromatin remodeling. NCBI's taxonomy places the organism in Eukaryota, Metazoa, Echinodermata, Echinoidea, Camarodonta, Strongylocentrotidae. The transcript is spliced from 5 exons. Gene Ontology annotation, cellular component: Ino80 complex. Bases 7 to 882 code for a protein of 291 amino acids. The record is from RefSeq and is a predicted model, not a curated record.
GACAAAAUGUCUGCGACCGUACGCACUUCUUCUAGAAUUCAAGCACGAAAAAGCAGGGUAGUUUCUACAGAUAAAGAACCGGCUGCGGAAGGAAGGAAGAGGAAAAAUUCAAAAGAUGACGAAACUCCUGCUGUUCCACCGACAACCCCUGCAAAGAAAUCUGCAGUCGUCCAGCAGAAUGUCACACUCACAAGCCCAAGUCCAUCCCACUCUUCAGCAGAGCCUUCUACACCAACUACAGCUUCAGGCAAACCAGCCCACAUAGUUGCCAUCUCCAGUCCUCCUGCCACAACACCAGCCAAUGCUACCAUGGCAACAAGGUCAUCACAGAGAGGGGCAGCAUCGUCAGUGCCCAAGGAGGAUGUGCCUUCCAAGGCAAUCGUAUCCACACAGCCGGUUGUUGCAUCCGCUCCACCUGAAAAUCCUCCUGCUACUUCUAAUACUGGAGGACAGUUCAAGUCUGAACCAGCGUCUCAGGCCAGUGUUGGUCCUGCUGCUCAACCGGCUGCUCAAUUGGCAGCUCAAGUCUUACCUCCUCCAACUCACAUCUUCAAGAAUCCAAAUUUUACACUUUCAGGUAGAGGGGGUGCAUCAGCUGGAAAGAAGACGAGGGCCUGGAAGACGUUGAAACAGAUCAUUACUUCUGAGAGGGUUCAACUCCAUAGACCAGUAGGCUCAACAUAUAGCAGUAUUGAUGCACCUUCUUCACGAAAACCACCAAAGAAAUACUCAGAUAUUUCAGGUUUGCCAGCAAAGUAUACAGAUCCUCUUACCAAGCUAAGAUACUCAACCACCGAGGAGUUUGCUCAAUUGCGAAUGUUUCCACAAGAUAUUGUGAAUGGACUGUUGUCAUUGAGGAGAGCAAAUUUAGAUGUCCAGUGAAAUGACACUGUGUCAGAAAA